GGGUGAAUAAUAAAAAAAGGCUUUGUGGGAAGAGAAAACGGAUAGGAAAGGAAGAGAGGAUAGAUAGGCCUGAGCCUGAGACAGAGAGAGCGAGAGAGAGGUCUCUCAGAAACAAAAAAUGGCGACUGCCACUGUUUCAAUUUCAACACUCUGCGCUACUUUCGGAACCCAUUGCGCCAUUUCCCACAACCCCAAAUCACAAUUUUCUCAACCUUUCAAUUUCAAUCGCGUUUCUUCUCACUCUUACAACCUCACUUUCUCGCCCCGCUUACCUCUCUCGCCCCUUCCUAAGUCCACAGAAUCUGCGGUGGCCCAAACCGAAACCGGUUCGACCGACCCCGAACCGGCCCAAAUUGUCCCGGCCCAGCCUCCCUCCUGGGAACCUGGUCUCUUCGCUGUUGUAAUGGUUGGUUCACGCCAAUACAUUGUUCACCCCGGGAGAUGGAUUGUUGUUCAGAGGUUGAAAGGUGCUAAUGUUAAUGAUAAGAUUGCCUUACAUAAGGUUUUGCUGGUUGGCACUGAUACAUCUUGCUACAUUGGGAAACCAAUAGUAACUAAUGCUGUGGUAUAUGCAACGGUGGAAGAGCAGGGUUUAGACCCCAAAGUAAUUGUCUUCAAAUAUAAAAAGAAGAAACACUAUCGCAGAACCAUUGGACACAGACAGCCAAAUACACGUUUACGGAUAAAUAGCAUUAUGGGCUAUGAGAACUACCCGAAGGUUACUAUGGACGAUUUAAAAUCGGAGGAUUCCCAAACGGAGGAUUCCCAAUCAUGAACAUCUUAUGCACUGUGCCUAUACUGUAGCUGCUUUAUCUUUUUAAUUACAUGCUAUCAUUUCGCCAUUAUUCGUUUUGCUUUAAUUAGAAAUGCAAUGUAAUGUAUGCCAUAUUGUAACAUUGUAUUUUUGUAAUCCCAUGUUUCCUAAUACAUUGCUAUUUUUCUCUCUCCAA
This is a messenger RNA of Cajanus cajan (pigeon pea), 950 nucleotides long. RefSeq names its product Ribosomal protein L21 (gene RPL21C). Gene Ontology annotation, cellular component: ribosome. Lineage: Eukaryota; Viridiplantae; Streptophyta; Magnoliopsida; Fabales; Fabaceae. Gene Ontology annotation, biological process: translation. Gene Ontology annotation, molecular function: RNA binding; structural constituent of ribosome. The record is from RefSeq and is a predicted model, not a curated record.